AUGGCGGCCUGGUUGAGACUGGAAUCGGACCACGGCGGUUGGUCAAUCGAAGAUAGCGGACAGAUGAGAAGUACUAUUAGGUUUCUGAAGCGCCCCUGUGAUCAAUUUCCAGCUCUUGUAUUUUUCCUCGGUAGAUCCACUAAGAAGCAAGCAUUACGAUGCCUGCUGCCACAUAAUAAUACAACCAGACAAGGCGCCCCAGGAAUUGCCAAGAUUCACUUAAAUUCUGUUGAUACUGAUGCGCAUCAUCCCAAUCUUUUUAUCGAUGGAGAUCUCGACAAGCCAAAAAGCGUAAACACUGCCUACAAUGUAUCCGCUCGGGUCGAUAAAUCGUUAGUUCGCCGGCAUAGGCUUCAUAGAGAUGCUGGCCAAUCACACGCAGGUCUUAGAGACUAUUUGUUCCGUCGAUGCAUUCUGCCAUUUGUGCAUCUCCUGUGUGUCUUUGUAGAUGAUUUGGUUGAGUCUGAAAUGAUAAGCGAUUGGGUCUCGCCGAGCAGUCUGAAAGGGACCUCGGCUCAUCCACGAGUAGUGAUUAUCUUGGCCAAGCAAAGCAAUCAAGGCAAGGCCGAAGAGAUCGCCGCAGAUGCAACACACCGUGGAUGUACUGUAUCGAUUCUCGAUUUGCACGGCCGUCUUGACCUCUCGGGGCCCGCCCGUUUCGACCCUUUACGUUCCCUAAUCCGGCGCGAACUGGCCGUAGAGCUUGAAGGGCGCCACACACAAGGGUUACUCUAUUCUGCGACACACCUCGAGUCUCUUCUGACAAGGGCAGUCCGACAUGCGGCCGAACAUCCAGGAACAGAUUUUGACGUCGUGUCUGCCGUUAGAGAGAACAAUCCAGUCCCCCCCGGGAUAAAGCAACACCUUCAAAAUGUUCUUUCCGUUGCGAGCGAGGCACAGCUCUCAUUUCAAGACGCGGCGGUAUUCAUUGCGUCAGCUCUGGUGGUUGAUGCCUUCCCACCGGGCAUGCACGCAUUCGACCCUGGUCUAGUAUUCGAUCGCCUGUAUGCUGACCCCUGCAAGCAAGCGUGGCAGGCGAUAGCGCCGAACGACGUGCAGAAAGCUGAUGACAGAGUAAGAGGUGAAUUCAUCCGCCUGUUGGACCUAGUACGGCCGCGGGGACGGGCUAUCAACCUCAGAGGACUGGUACUUCGGUCCAGUCGAACAUGGGCCCAAUUGAAAACAAAUGUAACUUGCCUAUUCUGCCUGCUUCGAGGAACAUGUGAUGUGCUGCCAUGUGGACACGCAAUUUGCGAGGUCUGCAUUCGCAGGUUAGGCGACCAUGCCCAGGCGGAGUAUCAUUUCAGGAUGAAGAUCUGUCAGAUCUGCGGAGACACAUUUGACUAUAUGAUUCGUCUUCUACCGCCAACACAACGACCCAGCAUUCUAGUUCUCGAUGGAGGAGGUAUCCGAGGCGCAAUCAGUCUCGGGUUCCUGCAGGCGCUUGAAAGAUAUACCGAAUUGCGACAUUUUCACCUGACGGUGGCGACCAGUGUUGGGGCGCUGAUUGCAUUUUACCGGACUCUGCUGUGUUACUCAGCCGAACAUGCCCAGGAAGUAUUCAAGUCUUUUGGGCAUGGCAUCUUCCCUCAAGGGCCGUAUACUGUAUUAGACUUUGUGACAAGCAUGCUAGCUGAUGGCAGGUACAAUUCUGACAUACUCGAUUCCGCCUUAGCAAAAGCGUUAACGAAGCAGUUGAGGUUAUUUGAAACCUCAGUGGCCCAGCCAUCCGGCAGCCUCGUGGCCGUCACGGCCAGCCACGUCGAAAAAAAUGGCUCAUUGUGUUUGUUUACAAAUUAUCGGCCAUCAGAGCGCAUGGAUGAGAGAACCUCAUACGACAUCAUCACCCCAAAGAGAGUGGUUGACGAACCUUUUCUUUGGCAAGUAGGACGAUGCGCUGUGGCUGCGCUAGGAUAUUUCAAACCUCACCAUCUGCCGGGACUCGGGACAUUCCAAGACGGAGGCGUUUGUGCAAACUGUCCGCUGAGAGUUGCUCUCCACGAGAGUAAACUGCUCUGGCCGUCGGGAAGCCGACCAAACCUUAUCGUGAGUAUCGGCACGGGAUUUUUAGACCAAGAGCCCCCAGGUAUUACCAGCAGAGCGUCUUCGCGCUUAUCAAGGGUACUGACCCGAGGAUAUGUGAAGCGGGCGAAAGAUGUUUUUCUCAAUUCCCCCGCCGUUGACGGUAAUAAAGGUUGGAAAGACGCUCGCGACAGCAUACCCGAGGCCCUGAAGGACGAUGUAUUCCGACUUGACCUUCCUCUCCAAGCACGGCUCCCUGAAUUGGAUGAUGCGGCGCGGAUCGAUGACUUGAGCAACUCUGCAUUCAAUAUUCCGGACGCCCUCGCACGUAGCCUCCAGACAACGUCAUUCUUCUUCGAACUGGAUGAAGAGCCAGCUUAUUGGGGUUACCUAUAUCACUGUCAGGGCUCGAUCCUAUGCGACAAGCUCGAUCCAAGUGCGCUCCUAUCCCAGCUACAGCGUGAUUUGCCCAACGCGCAGUUCGUCACAGGAAGUGGUGAGCAUCUUGGUCUAGUUGUGGAUCACAACGGUUGCGAAAAUUGCGGUUAUUAUAGGAAGCAGGUCAACCUCAGUGUGUCUUGCCUGGACGACAUCAUCCAGCUAGGUGUUGCCAGUGGCUCAAUCUUUUCGAAAAUCGGCGGCUUCCCAAGUUCUAUCCAAGCCAUCUCGAACGAUCAACAACAAAAUGCACCAUUUGGACGAGCGGACCACUCAACCUAUCAAUGGGCACGUUCACGUCAGUGUUACUGUACCACAGGCAGCAAGCGAGGAAUACCAGGUGUUGCAGUCCGUCUUCCAUCGAAAAGACCGCGACUUGAGGGGAAAUAG
Talaromyces proteolyticus is the source of this 2850-nucleotide messenger RNA. RefSeq lists its product as uncharacterized. The record is from RefSeq and is a predicted model, not a curated record. Gene Ontology annotation, cellular component: membrane. The coding region runs from base 1 to 2850 and encodes 949 amino acids. NCBI's taxonomy places the organism in Eukaryota, Fungi, Ascomycota, Eurotiomycetes, Eurotiales, Trichocomaceae. Gene Ontology annotation, biological process: arachidonate metabolic process. The transcript has 6 exons.